GGAGCGGCAGCUGCGCAGGCGUUGCUCGCACCCUGUUGAUUAGUCAGUGCUGGGAUGGCGCUUCCUGGGCCAGGCGAGGCGGCGGCGACGGUGGCGGGCGGCCCCAGCCGGUCCCGGGGGGCGGCGGCGGGAGCAGCAGCAACCACAGCAGCAGCCACCCUGCGGGUUUCCCGUUCUGCCUAGCCCGGCAUGUCCCGGGGCGGCCGGCGCUGAGCGAGGCGGGGUCGCCCCGUCCUUCCCUCCGUCCCUCCCCGCUGGCUGCAGCCCCACCGGGUGGGAGCACCCCGCCGGCGCUGCCCGUCUGGCUCCCCUCCCAUUCCUCCCUCUCUUCUUGCCCUCCCCGGGCCGGGAAGAUGGACCCCGGCCCUCCGUUGGGCUGCAGCCUGAAGGACGUGAAGUGGAGCGCAGUGGCCGUGCCCCUGAACCUGCUCGUCAGCACCUACCGGCUGCCCCAGAUCGCCCGGCUGGACAGCGGUGAGACUGUGGAAGGCCUUCGAGAGAGCGACUACCUUCUGAUUCACUCCUGUCGGCAGUGGACGACAAUCACAGCUCACAGUCUGGAGGAGGGUCACUACGUCAUAGGGCCAAAGAUAGAAAUCCCUGUGCAUUAUGCAGGGCAGUUUAAGCUGCUGGAACAAGACCGAGAUAUUAAGGAGCCAGUGCAGUAUUUUAACAGUGUGGAGGAGGUGGCUAAAGCAUUUCCUGAACGAGUUUACGUCAUGGAGGAAAUAACAUUCAACGUUAAGGUGGCUUCAGGUGAAUGCAAUGAAGACACUGAGGUUUACAACAUUACCCUUAGCACUGGGGAUGAGCUCACGCUCAUGGGGCAAGCAGAAAUCCUUUAUGCAAAAUCUUCGAAGGAGAAGUCACGCCUCAACACCAUCUUCAAGAAAAUCGGGAAGCUCAAUUCGAUCAGCAAGCUGGGCAGAGGCAAGAUGCCCUGCCUCAUCUGCAUGAACCACAGGACCAACGAAAGCAUCAGCCUCCCUUUCCAGUGUAAGGGCAAGUUCAGCACCCGCAGCCCGCUGGAGGUGCAGAUGCAGGAAGGGGAGCACACGAUUCGCAACAUCGUGGAAAAAACCAGGCUGCCUGUGAACGUGACCGUGCCCAGCCCCACGCCACGGAACCCUUACGACCUGCAUUUCAUUCGCGAGGGGCACAGGUACAAGUUUGUCAACAUCCAAACCAAGACCGUGGUGGUUUGCUGCGUGCUUCGCGGCAACAAAAUUAUCCCCAUGCAUUUUCCCUUGCACUUGAUGCUCCCAAAAUUCACCCUCCCCGACAGCCUGGUGAAGGGGGAGCUGUGGCAUGAAACCCUCAUCCAGCACUGGUUUAACGUUUGCCAGGAGCAGUUCGACAUAGAUGAGUACUCCCGCGCCGUGCGAGACGUGAAGGCCGACUGGAACGAGGAGUGCAAGAGCCCGAAGAAGAGUCGGUGCCCAGGGCACAGCCACGUGCCCAGCUCCCUCAGCUACGCACGGGACGAGCUCACCCAGUCCUUCCACCGCCUCUCCGUCUGCGUCUACGGCAACAACCUGCACGGCAACAGCGAGGUGAACCUCCACGGCUGCAGGGACCUGUGCAACGAGUGGGCCCUCUUCUCUCACGACGCUCUGCAGUACCAGGAGUCCGGCGACAGCGGCAGCGAUUACCUUUUCCCCGAAGUUAGUGAGGAAUCGAUGUUCCUGCCUGCCAAGCCAGAACUUCCUUACGAAGAGCUGUGGUUGGACCAAGGGUCUGGGAAGGCUGGAGAGCAGCCUCUCACUCGCUCGCUGAGCGAGAAGAGCAAAUGUGACAACUACAGAGGCUCUUUCCGAUCAAAGUGUGGUCCCGCGUCUCUUCCCGUGCCUGCGACUGUUGGAGCAACCACGAAGUCUUCAGAUGUUUCCCUACCUCCACCUCCAGUGCCUCCCAAAUCAGAAGCAGUAAAAGAGGAAUGCAGGCUCCUGAAUGCUCCUCCUGUCCCACCACGGAGUUCCAAGCCGUCCUCCACCAGUCCUUCCAUCCCUCCUCGCACAGUCAAACCUGCACGCCAGCAGACCCGCUCUCCUAGCCCUACUCUGUCCUACUACUCUUCAGGACUGCACAACAUCAGUGUCGCGGAGAGCGACAGCCCCGACCCCGCUGACAGCACACCUGUUUCCUGCUACCCUUGCAACAUGAUGAAACCUGAGUCCAAAGAGCCCGAGAGCACCAUGCCUUUGGGAAGCCCCUCAAGUGAAGCUCUGCCUUCCAGGUUAUCUUGGCCAAACCACUUGUCAGGAACUGCUGAAGGCCUGAACAGGAGUGACUUCCUGCUCGAUCCAAGCAGGAGCUACAGUUACCCCAGGCAGAAGACUCCAGGUACGCCAAAGAGAAACUGUCCGGCACCUUUGACUUUUGACUUCGAUGGGUGUGAGCUGCCGGCAGGGUACUCCCCGCUGACCCCGGCAGAGUUCACAAACACCAUCUCCAGCUGUCCAAAGUCAGCAAGUUACUCUCUAGACUGCACUGAUGAAAAAACUCUUGGAGUCAGCAGCACGAAGCAGAGCCAUUCGUGUCCUGCCUUACCUCCUCGGGCGCCGAAGUCAGCCGAAGAGAAGACAGUUACAGACACGAGUCCCUUGCCGAUGAAAAUAGAUGGUGCUGAGGAGGAGUCAAAAACUAGUUCUCCAGACCUCCUGGAAGAUCAGUGUCUCAUGAAAAAGGGCAUGCAGGAUACAUUCUCUGUGUCUUAUCCUUUCUCAUCUCCCCUUCACCUCCAGUUAGCACCGAGGUCUUGCGGGGAUGGCUCUCCCUGGCAGCCACCCACAGACCUUUCAGGACUCUCAAUAGAGGAAGUGUCUAAGUCUCUGAGGUUUAUUGGUCUGUCAGAAGAUGUCAUAUCAUUUUUUGUUACAGAGAAGAUUGAUGGCAAUUUGCUGGUUCAGCUUACAGAAGAAAUCCUGUCAGAAGACUUUAAGCUAAGCAAACUGCAGGUGAAGAAAAUCCUGCAGUUCAUUAAUGGCUGGCGGCCCAAGAUGUGAUGCCAACUGCUCAUUGGUGGAACUGUACGAGAUGUGCUCGGUGCACUUCAGCUAAUCCAUCACUUCCUGGUUUUUGCACUAAAAGCCCUUCCUGUAAAUAGUAGUAGAAAAAUCCUUACUAUGCAGAUAAACAUUUUUGAGUGGUGAAUGGAUAUUCUUCUUGUUAUUUUGGUUUUGUACGUCAACAAUAAAAGGUAGAGAAUCCGCAGAGGUGUGCCUUGCGCAUCCCUGAACGUUCAACAGCUGCUAAAAAACUGGACACUAAGGGAACUUUUACUCUCUGUUAAGACUGAGACUUGUAUUUAUUACUGAACAAUUUGAUGCUGAAAGACACACACACCAACCCAGUUUACAGUUUUGUGCUAACUGCAAAGCAAAAAACCAACAACCAACAACAUGUGUUUCUUACGGGAUUAUUUCUGUUCAGAUAAUGGUUGGCAACAUGCUGCGACUCCCUUCUUUCUACUAACACAAGCAUGUUCAGCUACACAAAAAAAUGUCAUUUUGACACUACAUCUGAGAGUGUUCAGAAUUGCUGUGAAGUGCCACUAACACACUCUUCUGGCAGCAUAUUUUUGUUAACAGUAUCUUCCUGACUACCUGUAACGUGGCGACGUUCGCCACGCUACUUUGAGCAAAAAGAGUUAAAUGUCUUUAAAACAAGAGUCUUGCUUAGCUCAUUGCCUAGAGGGGAGGGAGAAGGGGCAUUUUCCUACUGAGCCACCCUGCCCUAGCCAAUUAAAAGUUUAUGACCUGUAGGUUUCAAAAGUUGCUUUUGUAGUCGGGUGGCUGGAGCAAGGAAUGUGAUUUCUGGUUGUGCAGCUUUGUCAUGGGAAAGGCAAUUCAGUGCACAGGCUCUUCUCUCAGCAGAUCCUGCUAGCACAGCCCUUGCUGUAGCCUUGCUCUGUGUCUGAUCUGGCAAAGUUAAUGUUGGGGGGGAAAUUUCAACCCAGCACACUGGCAAAAGACAACCCCUCAUGUCUCUUCUGCUGCUGUUACAGUCAUCUGAAAACGUGCUCUGUGUGCUCUCCUGUUCCUGCUGUCGGAUUGGGGAUUGGACGUGGCACUUGGUGCCAUGGUUUAGUCGUAAGAUCUGUGGUGACAGGUUGGAUUUGAUGAUCUUUGAGAUCUCUUCCAACCUUGGUGAUUCUGUGAUCUGUGUGGGAAGGUGGUAGGGCUCCUGUAGGAUGCCUUUGAAAUAAAGCAUUAGUGAGGUGGGAAGGAACACAAGCAGCACAUGGCACGCUGGUGAGGAGGGGCCAAGUGAGGGUUUGGGCCAUGCUACAGGAAAUGCUUGUGGUGUUUAAGCUCACCUGUCUGGUUUGGAGUGAGCCAGGAGAGGGUGUGUAGCAGUGGAAGGGACUGCAGCAUCAUCAGUUAGUGUGCUAGUUCAGUUGCCCAGCUCCAAAAACUCAGGCAGUAGAUGUGACAAGGAAGGAGCAAUCAAAAGGGAGCAAAGAGGUGAGAAGGAGGCAUUAGGCUGCCCAUGGAGACCUUUCUAAUUAAACUGUUCAGAAAGCUAGAAAUAGGAUUAACCUUUGAAAGUCCAUUGUGAAUUUCCUGUGCUUGGCAGGACUUCCAAAGUGUGUCUAAAUAACCCCAGGUCCCUCUGCCUUUGUGGUACUGAAUGCAAGGAUUUGUGGAGGUCUUCAAGGAGAGCCUGUGGUGUCCAUCAGCAAGUGUGCCACCCCAGGAUCCUCCAGUGGUCAGAGCCAGGGAUGCCAGGGCAGCUUCAGCAUCCCCUGCUGCUGAGCAGAGUCCUAGCCAAGGUAACACCAUCACCU
This is a messenger RNA of Dryobates pubescens (Downy woodpecker), 4789 nucleotides long. RefSeq names its product GRB2 associated regulator of MAPK1 subtype 1 (gene GAREM1). NCBI's taxonomy places the organism in Eukaryota, Metazoa, Chordata, Aves, Piciformes, Picidae. The transcript is spliced from 6 exons. Gene Ontology annotation, biological process: epidermal growth factor receptor signaling pathway; cellular response to epidermal growth factor stimulus. The record is from RefSeq and is a predicted model, not a curated record. Gene Ontology annotation, molecular function: proline-rich region binding. Bases 354 to 3005 code for a protein of 883 amino acids.